This is a messenger RNA of Pogona vitticeps (central bearded dragon), 5630 nucleotides long. Its product is annotated as interferon-induced very large GTPase 1. Gene Ontology annotation, molecular function: GTP binding. Gene Ontology annotation, biological process: regulation of apoptotic process. The record is from RefSeq and is a predicted model, not a curated record. NCBI's taxonomy places the organism in Eukaryota, Metazoa, Chordata, Lepidosauria, Squamata, Agamidae.
CACCCCUGUGCGGCUGCCAUGGCUUUCGAAACGAUCCGGAGAAGUCGUGAGAAACUCGUUGCCUUCCUUGAAAAAGCACCGAGUCUCAUCUUGGAUGAUGCUGCCUCCCAAGGCUUCAUCUCGGAGACUGAUUACAAUGAUUUGGAUGAGCUGGAGAACCCAAAGGAGAAAAUACGAAAACUCCUGGUGAAGAUCCAGAUCCGGGGGGAACAGAUUUGCCACCAGUUUCUGGAAUGCAUACGGAGCCUCUUCCCAGAUUUGCCCCCAGAGUUAUGGCCUCCAGCAACUGCUUGUGGCCCUACAGCAUGCCUAAAUCAAAAUGAAACUCAAAACCAUGAUCCUGCAAAUAGUACUUUGGAGAAAAACAGAGAAGAAAAUACAGACUCAGUCACCUCCUUUCCACUGAAUGGAAACAAGGACUCAGAAGGUAUACCAGCAUUAGAAAAUGUAGGCAAUACACCAGAGACUGAACCAGAGGACAUGGAAGAAGACAUUCCGGAAGGGACAGUUGAGCCUUUCUUGAGGAAGCUAGGCCUCAGCAAACGAAGCAGGCAAAAGCUCACUGUGGGGGAAAUUCUGGAAAUUGAGUUAGAAAGUCUCGAAACUCCAGCUCCACAGAAACUGGAAGAUCUGCCUUGGCACUUUUUGAGGAAACUGAUGGCCCUCAACGGGACAGCAAGGAAUACAGGCCUUGCCUCAAAGGCUGAGGAAGGUUCAGAUGAGGAGGUUGAUGAUGUAGGGGAUCAAUUGCUCUCUCUGAUGGAAGUGGACACUGAAGUUUCUGUGAACCCCCUUGAUGUUCUUUGUGCUACCUUGCUUUGCUCUGAUAGUUUGCUUCGGCAGGAGAUCUUGCUCAAAAUGUCCAUGUGCCAGUUUGCUCUUCCUCUGAUCUUACCUCCCCUUGCCAACUCCAAAUGCUCCUUCAUGCUCUGGGCCAUGAGGGACAUUGUGAGAAAAUGGAGACCCCAUUCCAUAGCUGAGAGCAAAGGCUUCAAAGAGGAGAGUUUGGUGCGUAUUUCUAUGCCAACCAUUUCUUUUGUGAGGCUCGGAAACUCCUGUCUCUCCAAAUCCAAGCUUAUUAAUGAGGUCCUUAGCUCUCAUCAGCACCAUCAUGAUUUUUUUGUUCACCAUGAUUCAGAGUGUGGAAAUGCCCCUCGAGAAAUCAGUAACGGUCUAGUAGAAAUUUCCUGGUAUUUUCCUGGUGGGAGAGAAAACUCAGAUAUUUUUCCAGAGCCCGUAGCAAUAACAAACUUACGUGGAAACAUGGAGUCACACUGGCUGCAGUUCAGUUUCUUAACAGAAGUUUCCUCAGCUGUGUUCAUUCUUGUUGAGGAUAUUUCUGACACAGAAUAUAAUACGUUACUGAGCCUCCAUGAACUGAGAUCUAAAUACUACUUUAUCUUGAAUACUGAAGGGAGGAAAUCAAGGGAGACAUUGGAGUUCCUUAACAAACUUGUACCAGUACUGAAUUUGAACAAAUCACAGCUGCUGGUGAAGGAAAAGAUCCAAAAUAUCACAGAAUUUGUGAAGAAACUUCGUUCCGCCAUGCGGAAUAUAGUACACACCCAUCAAAAAGAGGUGAAUGUGGAAGAAAUGGCCAGCAUAGGCCAAGAACUGGGAAUUGAGAUAGAUGAAAAUUCAAAGGAAUGUCAGAAUGGGGCUGUGCAUGCUAAGGAAAUUGUUGAAGAAAUUAAAGAUGUGGCAGUCUAUAAGAAGGAAAUGCUGAAGCUCCAGGGAGACUUGUGGAGAAAUGUGGCUCAAGUGGAGAAAGAGCUGUGUAGGAUGAAAGGGCAAGCUGACACACCGGCAGAAGAUUACAAAUCUCAAUUAAGAGAGAAAUGGAUAGGGUUACGUGCGCAACAGAAUCGGUGUGAUCUUACCGAUGGGAUAACAAAGUUUAUUAAUGGAAUACAUAAUCUUGGCUCAGUGGAAAAACAGUACUUUCUAAAAUGGAUGAAGUUCAGCUUAGAUCGUGUUGCAAGAGCUAACCUUUUAAAAUUAAGGGAAGAAUACAAAGAGAUUUGUCGCACCACUACAAAUGAUGUACAACAAUUAGUACGGCUGGAUGAAUUAAUUUCUGUCGGUUCCUUAGGGGUAGAACACUUCAUGCGUGAGCUGGGGCAAUUUUAUGAGGCAGAAUACAUGAUGGUGAAGGAAGGUAACAUGGCGGAGAACAAAAGGCAAUUUGUCCAUUUGCCGGGAAUAGCUGCUGACCUGAUGUUGGAAGGAUUCCCAAUGGAACUGAUGGAUGGAGAUGCCUCUAACAUUCCACUGCAAUGGGUGACUGAUGUUCUAAUGGAACUCCAUGUUAAGCUAGGAGGCAAAUCUAGGAUGCAAGUUCUGACUGUUCUUGGUGUACAAAGCACUGGGAAAUCUACUCUUCUCAAUACCAUGUUUGGACUGCAGUUUGCUGUUAGCAGUGGUCGAUGUACUCGGGGAGCAUUCAUGACACUCCUUAGAGUCUCCGAAAAUCUGCAGCAAGGAAUUGGCUGUAAUUUUAUCCUGGUGAUAGAUACAGAAGGCUUGAAGGCCCCGGAGCUUGCCAAACUGGAAGGUAGCUAUGAACAUGACAAUGAGCUGGCCACCUUGGUUAUUGGGCUCAGUGAUAUAACAAUAGUUAAUUUGGCCAUGGAGAACGCCACCGAAAUGAAGGACAUCUUACAAAUUGUGGUACAUGCAUUUCUGAGGAUGGAGGAAAUUGGGCAUAAGCCUAAUUGCCAGUUUGUGCAUCAGAAUGUUAGUGAUGUUUCUGCCCAUGAUCAGAACAUGAGGGACAGAAAACACCUCCUGGAGCAGCUCAAUGAAAUGACCAAGGCUGCAGCAAGAAUGGAAAAACAAUGUAAAGAAGUGUCAUUUUCAGAUAUUAUGGAGUAUGAUCCUGAAAAACACAAUUGGUACAUUCCUGGCUUGUGGCAUGGGGUCCCACCAAUGGCUCCAGUCAAUUUGGGAUACAGUGAGAGUGUAUCAGAGUUAAAAAGAUAUCUGUUCAAUUUCAUGGAAACUUGUUCACAAAAAGGAACCCCUAAAGACAUCCCUCAGUUUGUUGAAUGGGUAAAAAGCUUGUGGAGUGCUGUAAAACAUGAGAAUUUUAUCUUUAGCUUCCGCAACAGUCUUGUGGCUGAUGCUUAUAACCAACUUGCAUUAAAGUAUUCAGAAUGGGAAUGGGAUUUUCGGAAGGAAAUGCACCUCUGGAUGUCCGAAGCUCAUACCGCUAUUCAAAACCUAUCCCCAGAAGAUUUUGAAACUGAUGCUGUAGAUAAAUUAAAGCGUGAUACUUACGUCAAGCUGGAUGCUGGAGAGCAAAAAAUAUUACAGUGUGUACAAAACUAUUUUGAGAGUGGUGCUGAAAACUUGCACCUGGUAGAAAAGUAUAAAGAAGACUUCAUCAGAAGUGUGAAAUUUCUUCGGAACCAGCUGGAGGGAUAUUUAAUUAAUAAGUGCCAGCACAUUGUUCUUAUAUGUAAGGGAAUGGGUAAGAUCAGCAAUAUGCAGGCCGUGUACUUAAAAACCAUAGAAAAGAAGGUAAACAAGCUCUUAGAAGGAUAUAAAGAGAAGGACUACCAACUGAGUCCUAAGGAACUAGAGGAUGAAUUUGAGAAAAUGUGGAAGGAAACCUUGGAAGAGUUGCCACCAAACAAUUUAACUCAUCUAAAAAUUCAUACAAAUGUGUUCUCUCAGCUAAAAAAAGAUUUGGAACAUCGAGGUGGCUUAGCAAAUCAGAUCUUCCAACAAUUAAUGCACCAGUCAGACAUGAUGGUCUUCACGAUGAAAAAGCAGUAUCUAGAAACCUCAUGGGCACUAAGAAUAAAGGGGCUGUUCAAAGAUUACAAAGGGAAAAUAGAGGACUCUGCUAUGAGCACAGUUGAAUUAUGUAAGAAUUAUGUUGCAGGGAAAGUCAGUAUGGAAGGGGACUAUGAUGAAACAUAUUGCUGGGAAUUGUUGAAAAUGGUCAACGAGAGACUUCAAGACAUGAAACUGAAGGGACUCUGUGUUACUAUUAACUUUGAGGUGGAUCUGAAAUAUUGUAUUCUCAGAGAGGCAGCCGAUGCUUUUCAGAAGAUGCACGAUGACUUCAUUAGAGAAAACAAUCCUCAUCAACGUCUGGAAAACCUGAAACCGCAUUAUCUUUCCAUCUUCAAAGACCUUUACUAUGAGAAGGAUGCUUGUCAGAAAAGAGCCAAAGAUUUUUGUGACCUGUGUCUGAGACCAGCUCUGGUGGACUAUCUCUACAAGAGACUCGGGCUAGAAAUAGUAGAUGAUGUUCUCAGCAGCGGACUGUCCAUUCAGUAUGGCAGUCGCAGCUUUUUUCAGUUCACUGUGCAGAAGACUUUGCUGGAAGAGGAGAAUUUUGAUAAGUAUCAGGAAUAUAUAAUCCAUUAUAAACGGUUUGCCAAAUCUUGGAUAUAUGAACAUCUACUAGAAUACUACGAGCAGAGAGAAGACUUGAUGGUUUUGGAGAGACAAAUCCUAUCUGGUGUGAUAAAGAAAACAAACGAAGCUCUGGAGGGCGGUGCAAAGCAAACUGUGACUUUGUCUGAUUUCUUGGAGUGUUUCUGCCUUGGGAUGAGGAAAGAGCUUGUCAUUUCCAAGGACUCCCUGGAUGUCGUGAAGUUCAACAAUGCUGCCAAGACUGAAUCUUUCUCUACUGCAGUCCAGGCCUAUAUCCCUGAGAUUAUAGACGGAAUCCUUUCGGAGCAGUUUGAAAUGAAUAUUGAACAGGUGCUUUCAAGGAUUUCAUUCAAGCCCCAGGAUGAGAUCUUCAACCGAGUCUUUGGCUGUGGGAAACAGUGUCCCUUCUGCAAAGUUCCCUGUGAAGCCGGGGGUGGCGAUCACCAAGAACACUUUGCUUCCGUCCAUCGACCUCAAGGAUUAGGCAUGUACAGAUAUGUGGACACAGAAAAGCUCCUGUACUCCUUAUGUUCCUCUGAUGUCAUUUCCAACGCCCAGUUCAGAAAUGUAGAUACCGGCGGAGAAUGGCAUCCAUAUAAAGAAUACCGCAAAUACUAUCCCGACUGGCGCAUCCAGCCUGACGCCAGCAUCUCUGCCUCAAACUACUGGAAGUUUGUUUUCAAGGAAUUCAACCAGCAGUUUGCCAAACGUUAUAAAGCUUGCCCAGCUGAUCUCCCUGAGGACUGGAAGAAAAUCACCAAGAAGCAAGCAUUAGAAAGCAUCCAAGAAGCCUUUAACAUGAACUAAUACAUGAGAGGUGCUUCUACUGACAAGACGACACACUCCUGUUUUGAUGUCUGUUAUAGCAAUACAGUACUGUCACUCACUAGUCCAUCAACACUUCUUCUUGUUGAUUAUUGGCACUAUAUGCUGUUUUCCUUUCUCUCUUCCAAAAUACAUAUAUUUACUGGAUCCUUGAAAAACUUACUUGUGCCGUGUAACUCUUAUAGUAAUUUUGCUUGGAAUGUUCGUGCCAAAUACAAAACAGAUGUUUAUUUAGGAUUUAUUCUUAUUAAAUUGAGAACCCUGUUUAGGUGUGGGCGUUUGAAAUACCUGAAUAUUCACAAUGUUACUUUUUGAGAAAGAGUGUCUGGUUUGCAAGACACAUAGCCAUUAACUUGUUUUUCUUGUGGGAGGCUUUCCCUAUAUUGGCAUAUACUCAAUAAAUGCCUAAUUUCACA